Messenger RNA from Fundulus heteroclitus (mummichog), 2291 nucleotides. RefSeq names its product UDP-N-acetyl-alpha-D-galactosamine:polypeptide N-acetylgalactosaminyltransferase 14 (GalNAc-T14) (gene galnt14). The record is from RefSeq and is a predicted model, not a curated record. Lineage: Eukaryota; Metazoa; Chordata; Actinopteri; Cyprinodontiformes; Fundulidae. The coding region runs from base 424 to 2100 and encodes 558 amino acids. The transcript has 15 exons. Gene Ontology annotation, cellular component: Golgi apparatus.
CGUAGAUCCGCCGUGCGGUCCCACCUGGUCCCCCUGCAGCUGCAGCCCGCUGCCGCCGCUGCGGUCCGGCGGAGCCGCUGUGAGGGUGUCGGCAGGUGGAGCUCCACCAUCCCGCUCAGACCUCCAGGAGGGCGCAGGACUCCCUCACAGACGCACGCUCAGCCACUCGCGCACCGACCUCGCCCGCACGUGGACGCACGGCAGUGUUCCAGGAGCGCUCGAGCUCCGGAGAGAGUUGAGCGCGCGCGCACGGAGCGGACGGGCUCGUGUCGCCUCGGCAGGAGGAGCCCCUCUGCCUCAUCGGCUUCUUUUUAUUUUAUUUUAUUUUUUUUUAUCUCAUUUCUUUUUCUGCCGCUUUGUUAAAAUGGGAUUCUGACAGCCGCCGCCGGGCUGCGGGCGCCGUCGGCUCCUCCUGGCCGGAAAAUGAAGCGUCUCUGUCGGAGGCUGGCGGUGGCCGUGGCGGUGCUGGUGUGGCUGGGAGCGCUGGUUUACCUGCUGGUGCUGAGUCGGAGGAAGUUACCGGAGCUCGGUGCGGGAGCUGCGGGAGGCGUGGAGACGGGGAACAGCCAGAUCUCAGAGGCGGAGUGGGAGGACAUGUUGGAGGGCUUCGACGAGCGGACUUACCUGAACGCUCGGCGCUGGAAGCCCGGCGACGACCCGUACACGCUGUACGCCUUCAACCAGAGAGAGAGCGAACGCAUCCCCAGCGACCGGGCCCUGAGAGACACGCGCCACUCCAGGUGCGCCGCUCUUCACUACGACUCAGACCUCCCUCCAACAUCCAUCGUCAUCACCUUCCACAACGAAGCCAGGUCCACUCUGCUCCGCACCAUCAAGAGUGUCUUGAAUCGGACUCCGGUUCAUCUAAUCCAUGAGAUCAUCCUGGUGGACGACUUCAGCAACAACGAAAGCGACUGCCAGCUUCUCACCAAACUGCCUAAAGUGAAAUGUCUUCGCAACAGCAAGAGAGAAGGCCUGAUCCGGUCCAGGGUGCGAGGGGCUGAUUCUGCGAGGGCCAAAGUCCUGACCUUCCUGGACAGCCACUGUGAGGUCAACAAGGACUGGCUGCCUCCCCUGCUGCAGAGGAUCAAACAGGAUCCAACUCGUGUGGUCAGCCCUGUCAUCGACAUCAUCAACAUGGACACCUUCGCCUAUGUGGCAGCCUCGGCGGAUCUCCGUGGAGGGUUUGACUGGAGUCUCCAUUUUAAGUGGGAGCAGCUUUCACCUGAACAGAAAGCCCGCCGGACCGACCCAACCCAGCCGAUCAAAACCCCGAUCAUCGCAGGUGGGCUUUUUGUGAUUGACAGAUCCUGGUUCAACCAUCUGGGGAAAUAUGAUACGGCCAUGGACAUCUGGGGCGGAGAAAACUUUGAGAUCUCGUUCCGGGUUUGGCAGUGUGGCGGCAGCCUGGAGAUCCUGCCCUGCAGCAGAGUGGGUCACGUCUUCAGGAAGAAACACCCCUACGUCUUUCCUGAGGGCAACGCCAACACGUACAUCAAGAACACGCGUCGCACAGCGGAGGUGUGGAUGGACGACUUCAGCCUCUAUUACUACUCCGCGCGGCCGGCUGCUCGGGGGAAAUCCUACGGCGACAUCCGGGGCCGAGUGGAACUUCGCAAGAAGCUCAAGUGCAAAUCCUUCAAGUGGUACUUGGACAAUGUGUACCCCGAGCUCAAGGUCCCAGACGACUCAGACUCACAGUCAGGUGUGAUCCGCCAGAGGCAGAACUGUCUGGAGUCUCAGAGGAUGGAGGGCCAGGAGACGCCCGUCCUCACACUGGGCCCCUGCACAGCAGUAGAGGGGGCCCCUGCCAGCAGCCAGAAAUGGGUGUACACUCACGGCCAGCAGAUCCGUCAGAAGCAGCACUGCCUGUCGCUGUCGACCACCUUCCCGGCGUCGCAGGUCCUGCUGCUGCCCUGCAACAUGGCGGACGGGAAGCAGCGGUGGCAGAAGUCAGGGACUCACCUGGAGCAUAUCGUCUCUCGCUUCUGCUUGGACUCUGAGAUGGCUCUGGACGGCAUGGACUCGUCCCGCAUGCUGGUCAUCAGUCCCUGCGAACUGAGCGCGUACACACAAAGAUGGGAAGUGCCCUUUUCCUGACCUCCGAAGCCCGGCUUCAUUCCACCGACUCUCCACCGCAGAGCGCUCUGGCUAAGGCGUCUGGACAAACUGAAAGUGUGGGAGCCAUUAAGAGGGCUGAAGAGGAAGCUGACGAAGAGGACGAGUCAAAGGGCUGAGAUGUGGUGGAGAGGAGAAGAGCUGCACGGAUCAAACCGCUGCGGCUAAAAAAA